AUGGAAAUUAGGAACAACGUGACUGAGUUUGUUCUUCUGGGGCUCACACAGAAUCUACACAUGCAGAAAAUCAUAUUUGUUGUGUUUUUGGUUAUCUAUGUAUUCUCUGUGGUGGGAAAUUUGCUUAUUUUGAUCACCAUUACAAACAGCCAACUGUUGGGAUCCCCUAUGUACUACUUCCUGGCCUAUCUCUCCUUUAUUGAUGCCUGCUACUCCUCUGUCAAUACACCUAAACUGAUUUUUGAUUCACUCCAUAAAAAGAAAUCUAUUAAAUUCAAUGGGUGCAUGACCCAAGUUUUUGCAGAACAUUUUUUUGGAGGAGCUGAGAUUAUCCUGCUAACUGUGAUGGCUUAUGACCGCUAUGUAGCCAUCUGUAAACCCUUGCACUAUGCAACCAUCAUGAACCGACAACUCUGUAACAUCCUUGUGGGUGUGUCAUGGGUUGGAGGCUUUCUUCAUGCAGGUAUACAAAUGCUUUUCAUGAUUGGAUUACCUUUCUGUGGCCCUAAUGUCAUAGACCACUUUAUGUGUGAUCUGAACCCCUUGCUUGCUCUCGCCUGUGUUGAUACCCACAUUCUAGGACUCUUUGUUGCUGCCAACAGUGGCUUCAUCUGUCUGUUGAACUUCCUCCUACUGCUUGUCUCCUACCUGGUCAUCCUUCACUCGCUAAAGAACCACAGUGCAGAAGGAAGGCGCAAAGCUCUCUCUACCUGCGUUUCUCACAUUACAGUGGUGGUUUUAUUUUUUGUGCCCUGCAUAUUUGUGUAUAUGCGACCUGCAGCUACAUUACCGAUUGAUAAAGCAGUUGCUAUUUUUUAUACUAUGAUAACUCCUAUGCUAAACCCAUUAAUCUACACUUUAAGAAAUGCUCAGAUGAAAAAUGCCAUUUGGAAGUUGUUUAGUACAAAAGUUUAG
Messenger RNA from Rattus rattus (black rat), 915 nucleotides. RefSeq names its product olfactory receptor 4C46-like. Gene Ontology annotation, biological process: G protein-coupled receptor signaling pathway. Gene Ontology annotation, molecular function: G protein-coupled receptor activity; olfactory receptor activity. The record is from RefSeq and is a predicted model, not a curated record. The transcript has a single exon. The coding region runs from base 1 to 915 and encodes 304 amino acids. Lineage: Eukaryota; Metazoa; Chordata; Mammalia; Rodentia; Muridae. Gene Ontology annotation, cellular component: membrane.